This is a messenger RNA of Ostertagia ostertagi, 864 nucleotides long. The record is from the annotation of a GenBank genome assembly. Lineage: Eukaryota; Metazoa; Nematoda; Chromadorea; Rhabditida; Trichostrongylidae.
AUGAUGAUGCACAAUCACUUGUUGGGUCCGUCAUCUUCGGUUGCGAGCACUAGUGGGUUGCAAACGGCUGCUGCUCUCUCAGAAGGAGCAAUCUUAUCUCACGCUUUGAAUCAACCAAAAGAAGAGCUCAAAACACAUUUUACGACUAGGGAGGGUUCAUACAAAUUAAUGACUAUGGCGGAAUAUUCACGCCCAAAUAGGGUGCCAAUGAAUCAGGAACAAGAGGACUUUGAUUGUGAUGAGAAUUAUCGUGAGGACCUUGCAACAGCUGAUAGAAUUUGUUUCAAUGUUGGACGGGAACUGUACGUAUAUUUGUAUAAAGGAAUCCACACUGCUGCUGAUUUAAGUAAGCCAAUUGAUAAACGUGUUUAUAAAGGCACUUACCCUACCUGUCAUCAUUUCAAUCAGGAAACUGCUACUAGCACAAAUUGCAGCCUAAUAAUUGGAUUUUCCGCUGGACAAAUCCAGUUGAUUGAUCCGUUCCACAAAGAGUAUCAGGCGAGCCGCCUUUAUAAUGAAGAGAGGUUUAUCGACAAAACUGGUGUCACAUGUUUACGAUGGUUCCUGGGCGACAAAUAUUCGGUGUACACGUGUAAAGCGAAGACGACAAGAAAUCCUGUAUAUCGUUGGCAAAUUGGUGAAGGCGGAAUCAAUCAGUUUGCAUUCUCAGGACCGGAUGCAAAAAUGCUAGCUACUGUGGGACACGUUCAAUUUGAUCCUUAUAUGUGCACAAUUGACGGUGAGCAUGAGCUGAAUGGGAUUGGAGCUUUGGACAUUGGGUCUGAUGACGAAAAGCUUGCGCAUACACCUGGUGGAAUGAUUCAAAACGGACAGGAUAGUAGGGCUACUACACCAGUUAUAAAA